AUCUAGCGUAGGCGUGUGGUUAACUAGAUUAGGUAGACGCGAUUUUCAAUAGUGAUGCUUUUGGCAUUUUCUUCAUCAUUUUUGCAGUUUGAUUUUAGUUCGACCACAAAAACAAGCCCAUACUAUUAGAGUUCUUUAUCUUUGUAAAUGAUGUAUUAGUUGGGCCUGAUUAGUUGGUGAUAUAACAGAUUUUAGUUGUAACGUUUUCUGGGACUAUAUAUAUGGCCUUCUUCUUCUAAUAAUAUUAUGCAAGAUUAAUUUACUCUCUAGCCUCAAUAUGGUAUCAGAGCACACGUGGGUUUUUCAGAGAGUAUUUUGGUAACUUCCCCUCCACGAUUGGCGGUUCCUUUUCCUUUUCCUUUCCUCGCCUUCUGCUUCGUUUACAUCAAUGGCGGACGAUUUCAUCAAUCYGACUGCAUCCACGYCUACURUUAUCGCUCYGAUUGCAAUCGAGCAAUAUACCAACCCUUAUUUCUUGCAUCACUCUGAUAAUACAAGCCUUGUUCUUGUAUCUGAUCCUUUGACAUAUGAGAAUUAUACAUCAUGGAGUAGAUCGAUGUUGAUUGCUCUCACGAUGAAGAACAAAGUUGGUUUUGUUGACGGAUCUAUCGUUCGGCCUACUGGAGAUCUUCUUCACUCUUGGAUCAUCUGCAACAACGUUGUAAUUUCUUGGAUCUUGAACUCUCUGUCAAAAGAAAUCUCUGCAAGCGUUUUAUUUUCUGAUUCGGCCCGUGAAAUUUGGCUCGAUUUGAAAGAGCGUUUUCAGAAACAGAACCGCCCUCGCAUCUUUCAAUUAUGCCGAGAUCUAUCCAAUUUGGUGCAAGAUCAACUUUCUGUAAGUGCUCAUUUCACUCGUUUAAAAACACUAUGGACAGAACUCAACUCUUAUCGCCCCUCUUGCACUUGUGGUCGAUGUUCGUGUGGUGGUGUGAAGGAGAUUAUUGCUUUUCAGCAACAAAAACACGUUAUGUGUUUUCUUAUGGGGCUGAAUGAAUCUUUCAGUCAAUUGCGGGCACAAUUACUCCUUAUGGAACCUGAACCAACUAUCAAUCGAGCCUUCUCCUUGGUUUCUCAAUAGGCUCAACAGCGUGCCAUCCUCACUUCUACAUCUCCGCAAACUUUGCCUACUGCUCUCAUGGCUCGGAAUUCUUCCUCCUCUUGUUUUUAUAAGUCGGUUUCUAAUUCUUCUUCACAUUCCAAGAAGAAAGACAAGCCUUUUUGCACACAUUGCGGUCUCACUGGCCACACUGUUGAUAGGUGUUACAAGUUGCACGGGUAUCCCCCUGGAUACCGCACUUCGGGCUCUCGCAACAAUUCUUCUCAAAAUAAGUCUGCUACUGAUUCCUCGAAGCCGAUUGAUUCUUCUACCUCUUCGAAUCUUCCUGAUUCGUUGACGUCUCUUAGUGUUGAUCAGUGUCAAGGGCUAUUAUUCCUUCUUCAAUCUCAUUUGACCAAGGUUAAUUCUGGUCCCACGGCAGAUUCUGUUCAAUCUCAUGUUGCAGGACAAGUCCUUUUCGAAGAUGAUUGGCAAAGCUGAAUCUUGGCAUGGUCUUUAUCUCCUUUCUGUUGAGCUGUCUGCUGCUCCUACUACAGUUGUUUGUAAUUCUACUUAUCAUACUUGGCACAAUAGACUUGGUCAUCCUUCACCCAAGCAUCUUUUUGCUUUAAAAAAUGUCUUACAUAUUGAUUCAAUUCCUAAGCAUGAUUAUGAUUUUCCUUGUGAAAUGUGUCCUUUGGCCAAACAGAAAUGAUUUUCCUUUGAGUCUCACAAUAAUAUUUCAGUCUAUUCUUUCGAUCUAA
This is a messenger RNA of Momordica charantia (bitter melon), 1800 nucleotides long. Lineage: Eukaryota; Viridiplantae; Streptophyta; Magnoliopsida; Cucurbitales; Cucurbitaceae. The record is from RefSeq and is a predicted model, not a curated record.